UUUAGUAACAGCAUCUUCCAGUGGCGACAAAAUAGUUGUCUCAAGUUGCAAAUGUAAACCUGUUCCACUUUUAGAGCUUGCUGAAGGGGUAUCCAGUGGGAUUGACCUGAACUUCAGUUCUAACCCACAGAUGUUGGAGACUGGGACAGAGAGAACAUCUGCUAACAGUAGAAAUGGAGUUUGAGGCACUCUGUUUAACCUGACUUAAGCGAAAUCAAGGCAUAGAAUGUCCCUGGUCGAUAAAAGGCAGACUGAAGUCUUCAAGAGCAGGCAAAACAUCUUAACCAUCUUUGGAUCUUUGUAUCCUAAGAUGUUCAAAAAACACUUGUUAAUGUCAACGUCAAAACCACUUUAACUUCUACUCUACCACUAUAUAUAUGUACUACUGUUAUGCAUUAUGCCUUAGAAUCAGUGAAUCGGUGUUUGGGAGCCUUAUUUUUUAAGUAUAAAAAUAACAGAUGGUAUUUACAAGUGUUACAUAAUUCUAAGAGUUUUGUGAAUAUUCCAAAUUAGUUGCUAUGAUUCUUAGCCCUCUUUCCCAUAGUUAACAAAUCAUAUCAUAAUGCUGAUAAAUAAAAGUAAGAUUAGUUGAGUUCAAAUUUUCAGUCUGUUUUAAUUUAGCUAUAAAAAUAUUUGCAAACAUUGGUUUUUUAGCUUUUACUAGUAAUGUUUAAAGUAACAUAUUUAUGUGCUAAUAACCUUUUUGUAACUUCCAAAUCCUCUUACUCGUGUAUUGUUUGAGGCAUUAGACCUUUUCUACUUGAGAAAAUAAAUUAUGAUCCUACUCAUUUAAAAAUUUUAGAGUGGAACUUUAAAUUCAUAUUUAUUUUCUUUGAUUUUGUAUUUCACCUCUUUAAAGUAGAAUGUACCUUUGCCUUGCACCUUGAGCAGUACAGGAUUCCUGUAAUAACCACACAAUUUCCAUUAAUUAUUUAAGUUCAUUAGUUGCAUUAAUAAUACACUAUCAUUAAAAAAGACCUAUCAUCAGGGUUAGCCAGCUCUAAAUAUAAGUUUUAUUUUGAGCCCUUAAGAGUAAUUGUAGUUGUUGUGAUGAUUGGAGUCCCAAUACAUUGAUCUUCAGUGGACACCAUCUUUUUCUAUUUUAUUUAAAGGCUGUUUUGAUAGUUCUUAGCAAAUUCUCCUGAUUUGCAGUGACAACCAGAUUUUAAAUCUUCUUAGUCUCCCUCCACCAAAGUCAAUUCCUAGAAUGGUAUUUGCAGGAGAAUUAUAGCAACUGUACUGAAACAUUGAUGUUGUGUGCAUCUUGCUAUUUUUAUAUGUUAGUUGAUACUCUUGGUCAAAAUUUCAGAGCUAGAAGGAACCCUGGAGUCCACAGAAGUGAACACAAAUCUAUUUGAUUUCCUUGAAGCAUUUUUGACCCCCUUAAAAGCUGCUGGAUCCAUGUGGAAGAAAGACAGUGAGAGAGUGGCUCUUUAGUACAAGAUUAGCAUGUUUAUAGUACUUAAACAUGCAGUGGGGGAGAAGGGCUAGAGGAAGGGGACCAUCUGUACCCUUUAAAGAAUCUCUUUCGAGCAGAGGAUAUUUCUGAGAAGCAUAGACUCUCAAAGUAAGAACAGUAGAUCUCGUCUUCAAACCUUUCGUUUCUCAAAUGCAGAAACACAGGCUCAGAAAGGUGAGAUGAUUUUGCCUAAACCUACAUAGCUUGCCUUUUAACUUUUAGCGAAGUCAUAAAAUGUCCCCUUUGAAUUUGAAGAAUCCAAGGAUGCACUGUGGAAGUUACAACUAAUGUAGCUUGGUAGUGCAUCUGAAGGUUACAUAGGAAAAAAAUGCACCAUUGUGUUCUGUGUAGCGUAGUUACUGAUGGCACCACCAGAUUGGUGACACUCAAAGAUACUCAUUGAGAAGAACUUGAUAACAUCUGUAUUUUAGCCAUUCUAUAAAGAUCGAGCAUGGAUAUAGCUUUGUGCUAGUGAAACUGACAUUCUGGCAAGGGACAGGCAGUAAACUAGUAAACAAAAAAUACCCAGAUAUUGAUAAGUUAUCAUGCGGAUAACUAAAAUAAGAUAUUGCAGUAGCAAGUUACAUUAAGUAGCCAGUGGAGUUCCCUUGAAGUGUGGUGGCUCUUAAGUUGAUCUGUUGACCAGAAGGUCUUCCAAACAAGGUUCAGAGAAUUUAGCUUUCUAGGCAAGGAGAAUAGCUGUGUAGAAGCCUUGAGGCAAAUAUAGGGUUGUAUAUUUAAGGAAUGGAAGGUCAGUAUGGCUGGAGAAUUAGUGGAUGAGGAAGAAAAUUGUAACAGAUGACGUAGGGCCCAGAUAAUAGGACUUCAAAAGCCAGGUAAAUGUUUGGAGUUUAUUCGUGGUGUGAUUGGAAGCCGUUGAAGAUUUUUAAACAGGAAGGAGACAUGAUCUGAUUUACAUUUGUAAAGUCCACCCUACUUAUGAAGAACAGAAUAUAGGAAAGCAGGAGUGGAAACAGGGAAACCAGUUAGGAAGCUGCUGUCGUAGUUUGGCAAGGUUUGGGUUAGUGUUAGUAGUAGCUAUAGAUAAAGGGAGCCCAUGUGGGAUUCAUUUUUGGGUUGGAGUUUAGAGAGCUUACUGAUAGAUUGGAGGGGAGGGAGAACAAGAAAUCAAGGGUUAUUCUGGGUUUUUGUCUUGAGAAACUGGAUGGUGUCUUUACAGAGAUGGGGAGCAAGUGAGGUUGGACUUUGAUGACCUGAUGUCUGAGACUUGGUCUCCUUAACAGGGGGAUUUGCUGGGAGACUUAGGCAAAAGCAGACAUGUGUCAACUUAAAUUCUACAUCUAUGUAUUUAGUAAGCGGAGGCCUAAAUAACAUUGUUAAUAUUUGGGAUUUAAAAUCAAAAAGAAUUCAUCGAUCUCUUAAGGAUCAUAAAGAUGAAGUAACUUGUGUAACAUACAAUUGGAAUGAUUGCUACAUUGCUUCUGGAUCUCUUAGUGGUGAAAUUAUUUUGCACAGUGUAACCACUAAUUUAUCUAGUACUCCUUUUGGCCAUGGUAGUAACCAGUCUGUUCGGCAGUUGAAGUACUCCUUGUUUAAGAAAUCACUACUGGGCAGUGUUUCGGAUAAUGGAAUAGUAACUCUCUGGGAUGUAAAUAGUCAGAAUCCAUACCAUAACUUUGACAGUGUACACAAAGCUCCAGCUUCAGGCAUCUGUUUUUCUCCUGUCAAUGAAUUGCUCUUUGUAACCAUAGGCUUGGAUAAAAGAAUCAUCCUCUAUGACACUUCAAGUAAGAAGCUGGUGAAAACUUUAGUGGCUGACACUCCUCUAACUGCAGUAGAUUUCAUGCCUGAUGGAGCCACUUUGGCUAUUGGAUCUUCCCGGGGGAAAAUAUAUCAAUAUGAUUUAAGAAUGUUGAAAUCACCAGUUAAGACCAUCAGUGCUCACAAGACAUCUGUGCAAUGUAUAGCAUUUCAGUACUCCACUGUUCUUACUAAGUCAAGUUUAAAUAAAGGCUGUUCAAAUAAGCCCACAACAGUGAACAAACGAAGUGUUAAUGUGAACGCUGCUAGUGGAGGAGUUCAGAAUUCCGGAAUUGUCAGAGAAGCACCCGCCACGUCCAUUGCCACAGUUCUACCACAGCCUAUGACGUCAGCUGUGGGGAAAGGAACAGUUGCUGUUCAAGAAAAAGCAGGUUUACCUCGAAGCAUAAACACAGACGCUUUAUCUAAGGAAACAGACAGUGGAAAAAAUCAGGAUUUCUCCAGCCUUGAUGAUACUGGGAAAAGUAGUUUAGGUGACAUGUUCUCACCUAUUAGAGAUGAUGCUGUAGUUAACAUCAAGGGAGGUGAUGAGUCCAUAGGCAAAGGAGAUGGCUUUGACUUUCUACCGCAGUUGAACUCAGUGUUUCCUCCAAGAAAGAAUCCAGUAACUUCAAGUACUUCACUAUUGCAUUCUAGUCCUCUUAAUGUCUUUAUGGGAUCUCCAGGGAAAGAGGAAAGUGAAAAUCAUGAUCUGACAGCUGAGUCUAAGAAAAUAUAUAUGGGAAAACAGGAAUCUAAAGACUCCUUCAAACAGUUAGCAAAGUUGGUCACAUCUGGUGCUGAAAGUGGAAACCUAAAUACCUCUCCAUCAUCUAACCAAACAAGAAAUUCUGAGAAAUUUGAAAAGCCAGAGAAUGAAAUUGAAGCCCAGUUGAUAUGUGAACCCCCAAUCAAUAGAUCCUCAACUCCAAAUCCAAAGAUAGCAUCCUCUGUCACUGCUGGAGUUGCCAGUUCACUCUCAGAAAAAAUAGCCGAUACCAUUGGAAAUAACCGGCAAAAUGCACCAUUGACUUCCAUUCAAAUUCGUUUCAUUCAGAACAUGAUACAGGAAACGUUGGAUGACUUUAGAGAAGCAUGCCAUAGGGACAUUGUGAAUUUGCAAGUGGAAAUGAUUAAACAGUUUCAUAUGCAACUGAAUGAAAUGCAUUCUUUGCUGGAAAGAUACUCAGUGAAUGAAGGUUUAGUGGCUGAAAUUGAAAGACUACGAGAAGAAAACAAAAGACUACGGGCCCACUUUUGAAGUUUCAGUGAAUACCUUAAUGUUCUAUAAUUUGGGAAGUUUCAGGCAACACGGAACUACAUAGAAUCAGUAUUGUUUUCAUGGCUUCCAGGGAAAAAAAUUUUUUCAAGUAAAAGUGUGAUGGGAUUUUAUACCAACCACUGUUUCAUCUUAAAAAUAUGUAUAUUUUUAUAUUAAAAAUUGUACAGUAUGUCAUCUACCCAAUAGGAAGGUCAACAGGAUCUUUAUUUUUUUGAAAGCUUUAGCCAUCCACUAAGUGCCCUUUUUAAGAGAAGAAAAUUGUGCAUAAAUAUUGGUUGUGUUUAUUUUUUAGUCAUCUUUUUUUUUAACAUAUAUUUUUUAUUGACAAAUUGCCUUUCAAAUUUUUGGGGCUAGUUGAGAUUUAAAGACUUUGAUAUGCCUUCUAUUUUUAUGGAGAAAGUAAUUUUAAAAUGGCAAUUGGUGUUUCUAAGCCACUGAUUAAUAAAGCAUAGGGUUGGCUAGUAAUUAUUUCGUUAACUUGAUGAAGUCAAGUAUGACUAUUAUUUAUUGUAUAUUUGAUAAGACAAUUUUUGGAAUUUUGAAUUGCACAAAUUACAUGAUAUCUUUUGCAUUUAUGUUACUAUAUUGUACUUCUGACAAAUCUUUAUUCCUGGGUGGUAUUUUUUAGAUAUCUUUACCUAUAAUAAUUUAAGAUUCAUAGGACUCGACAAGAGCUAUCUAUCUGCUGAUUAUCUCAUUAGUAAUAUGCAACAUUGUACUGUAAAAUUUCAAUCAAUAUGACAACUUAUAAUGAGUGGAGAUUUCAUAUUAGACACUAAAUAUUAUAGUAUUAUUGCUAUUUUGUUUUUCCAAGUAAGAAGUAUGGUUUAUUUUAUUUUGUGGUCUUUAUCAUUAACUUUAAUUCUUUCUGUACUGUGUAUAAUAUUUUUAUAUUACUGGCCUUACCAUAAAAUUAUUUAGAAAGGUUGUCAGAAUAAUUUAUACCUCUUUGGCAAUAGACAGAUGUAUACAUCUACCUACCGUGAUCUACAAUUUUAGAUUAAGUGAAGCUUGGGAGGGCUACUGACUUGUUUACCUUCUUGUUGUCUCUUGUCCCAAAGAUUUAAACUAUGUAUCUUUGUAUAGCUCUCCUGCCCCAUUUUGACUUCUGAGAUGAAAGUAUGUACUAAAAUUUAAAAAAAAAGAAAAAACUUUAGGUUACUAACUUUAUGGGUUUCUGAAGUGAUGGAAAUUUUCAAGGAUAUAUUUAAUAAGCAUAAACUUACUAAUAAUCACUUCCAAAAAUAAAAACAGGAAUAUUACUUUUACCCAGUGUGGUUUCUAGAAUACAUUUGUACUGAAGCAUAUAGGGAUGUUAAUGUAAUCUUUUCCUGACAGAUUAUGAAAGCAUUAUGACUUGUAACAAGUUUACUUGUAUAUCACUAUCUAACAGGUUUAGAAGACAUAAACGUUAGUGUGUUUUGCCUACAUGAUGUAUUUAAAUCUAUUAAUAUUUUCCUAUUGCUUUUUUUGAAAAAUAAAUGCACAUAAUGUCUAUUAAAAGAGGUGGGAUAAAAUAAUUUUAGUAAUUAUGUGUACAAAUGAAACAUGUUUGUCAUGGAAUUUAAAAGCUAAGUAAGUAUAAAAAAUAAAAUUUUAGAUGCA
Messenger RNA from Cercocebus atys (sooty mangabey), 6107 nucleotides. It is a transcript of the gene NEDD1, whose product is annotated as neural precursor cell expressed, developmentally down-regulated 1. Lineage: Eukaryota; Metazoa; Chordata; Mammalia; Primates; Cercopithecidae. The record is from RefSeq and is a predicted model, not a curated record. Gene Ontology annotation, biological process: mitotic cell cycle; microtubule nucleation. The transcript is spliced from 14 exons. Gene Ontology annotation, cellular component: spindle pole; ciliary basal body; pericentriolar material. The coding region runs from base 2763 to 4481 and encodes 572 amino acids. Gene Ontology annotation, molecular function: gamma-tubulin binding.